Messenger RNA from Vigna angularis (adzuki bean), 1285 nucleotides. RefSeq names its product WD repeat-containing protein LWD1. The record is from RefSeq and is a predicted model, not a curated record. NCBI's taxonomy places the organism in Eukaryota, Viridiplantae, Streptophyta, Magnoliopsida, Fabales, Fabaceae. Gene Ontology annotation, molecular function: protein binding. The coding region runs from base 104 to 1159 and encodes 351 amino acids. The transcript has a single exon. Gene Ontology annotation, cellular component: nucleus.
AACAACACAACAUAAAACACCUAUCUGCUCCUUUCCUUGUUUCCAUCCGCACUCACGAUCUUUGUUGAUUCACUCAUCCACUGUGUGCCUUGCGAUUGCGACAAUGGGCGCCAGCAGCGACCCGACCCAAGACGGGUCAGACGAGCAGCAAAAGCGGUCUGAGAUCUAUACCUACGAGGCGCCGUGGCACAUCUACGCCAUGAACUGGAGUGUCCGCCGUGACAAGAAGUAUCGCCUUGCCAUCGCCUCCCUCCUCGAACAGUACUCUAACCGCGUCGAGAUUGUUCAGCUCGACGAUUCCAACGGUGAGAUCCGCUCCGACCCGACCCUCUCCUUCGAACACCCCUACCCUCCAACCAAGGCCAUCUUCAUCCCCGACAAGGACUGCCAACGCCCCGACCUCCUCGCCACCUCCUCCGACUUCCUCCGCGUCUGGCGCAUCGCCGACACGGACGCGGAAUCCUCCCCUCGCGCAGUCGAACUGAAGUCCCUCCUUAAUGGAAACAAAAACAGCGAGUACUGUGGGCCCCUCACCUCCUUCGACUGGAACGAGGCCGAGCCGCGCCGCAUAGGCACUUCCAGCAUCGACACCACCUGCACCAUCUGGGACAUCGAGAAGGAAACUGUCGACACACAGUUAAUAGCGCAUGACAAAGAGGUUUACGACAUAGCGUGGGGCGGCGUUGGCGUGUUCGCUUCCGUCUCUGCUGAUGGCUCCGUUAGGGUUUUUGAUCUCCGCGACAAAGAGCACUCCACAAUAAUCUACGAGAGCUCUGAACCGGACACUCCUCUGGUUCGGCUGGGGUGGAACAAGCAGGACCCGAGGUACAUGGCCACUAUUAUCAUGGACAGCGCCAAGGUGGUGGUGCUGGAUAUUCGCUUCCCCACACUGCCUGUGGUGGAGCUGCAGCGGCACCAGGCCAGCGUCAACGCCAUUGCAUGGGCCCCGCAUAGCUCCUGUCAUAUAUGCACUGCAGGGGACGAUUCUCAGGCGCUGAUUUGGGAUUUGUCAUCCAUGGGUCAACCUGUGGAGGGUGGGCUUGAUCCAAUUCUUGCGUACACUGCUGGGGCGGAGAUUGAGCAGCUUCAGUGGUCGUCUUCGCAGCCUGAUUGGGUCGCCAUUGCGUUCUCUACUAAACUUCAGAUUCUUAGGGUUUGAUUAUUAUUAUUCCUGUUUUAUCCUCUUUUUCUUUGUUUCCUCCAUGUGCAAACCGGACUUUGGGAUAAUUUAGACUUGAAAUCACAUCUCUAUCUUUGGGAUAAUUUAGACUUGAAAUCACAUCUC